AUGAAAAAGGACUACAUCAAGGACCUUUCCACAAAGUAUCUUAUAUGCGACCACGAAAGAAUAAGAAGGGAGUAUCUUAAGUACAAGGCCAAAAACAUAGAUACAUUGGAAUACAUUGAUGACACCAUGCUAAUGAUGUACGAACACGCAUUCUUUUAUAACUUCACCAAGAUCAAGUUUUCCAGAAAAGAUCUUCCAAAAGAAGUGAGUCCAAGGAUAUUUAGGACAGCUCUUGAAGAAGUGAAGAAUAAGUAUGCCCCUGAAAAGAAUCCUGAGGACAAAGGUCUUGUAUGCAACCUGUAUUCGAUUACAAACCCCCUUUCUCUCUAG
This is a messenger RNA of Encephalitozoon romaleae SJ-2008, 330 nucleotides long. RefSeq lists its product as hypothetical. Lineage: Eukaryota; Fungi; Microsporidia; Unikaryonidae. The transcript has a single exon. The coding region runs from base 1 to 330 and encodes 109 amino acids. The record is from RefSeq and is a predicted model, not a curated record.